Messenger RNA from Alligator mississippiensis (American alligator), 6273 nucleotides. It is a transcript of the gene MLPH, whose product is annotated as melanophilin. Gene Ontology annotation, molecular function: actin binding; myosin binding; small GTPase binding. Gene Ontology annotation, cellular component: cortical actin cytoskeleton. Gene Ontology annotation, biological process: intracellular protein transport. Bases 313 to 2379 code for a protein of 688 amino acids. The record is from RefSeq and is a predicted model, not a curated record. Lineage: Eukaryota; Metazoa; Chordata; Crocodylia; Alligatoridae. The transcript is spliced from 18 exons.
CUGCGCACAGGCUCGGAUCUGCCCGGGGCACUGGCAGCAUGUGACCAACACAGGUUUGAGACCUCCCUCCUGGGACUGAAUUUCACCCAGCCUGGCGGAUCACCCGCUCCACGUCGCAGCCUCAGUCCCGGGCGCUCGUGCCGAGGGGAGGGCGGAGGGGCCGCCCCGUGCCCGCAGCCCGGAGCCGCCCGCCACUUGGAGCUCAGCGGGGGAGCCCCUGCGCCCAUCGGAGCCGAUGUGAUCGGCUUUGCUACUGAUCGGACGGGCGAGGUGGCAAGCAGCACAGGUUCCUUAACAUAACUUCUUGCUAGGAUGGGAAGGAAAUUGGAUCUGUCCAAGCUCACAGAUGAAGAGGCCAAGCAUGUUUGGGAAGUGGUUCAACGGGACCUUGAUCUACGGAAGAAAGAGGAAGAAAGAUUGGAGGAUCUGAAAGGCAAGAUUGAGAGAGAGAGUACCAAGAGGGAGUUCUUAUCCAAUCAGUCCCACCUAAAUGAAACCCACUGUGUCCACUGUCUGCAGCCUUUCAAGUUCCUGGUGAACAGCAAGCGACAGUGCCUAGACUGCCACUUCUACACUUGUAAGAACUGCAGCUGCUACAACAAAAAGGACCAGGGCUGGGUCUGUGACCCUUGCCGUUUAUCCAGGGUUGUAAAGAUUGGCUCCUUGGAGUGGUAUUAUGAACAUGUGCGGUCCCGUUUCAAGAGAUUUGGAAGCGCUAAAGUGAUGCGGUCACUCUGUGGCAGGCUUCAGCCUGGGCAGGGAAUGAAUCCAGCAUUACUAGGGCUUCAUGACAGAGUUUACAGCUUGCCAGACAUCAACAACAGAGAACGUCAUUUCCGUACCAGCAGCAGGGGAGGCGAAGACAGUGAUGAUGAUGUCAUAGGUGGUGCGGAAGCUGAGUGCUACAACAGGAUGCGUAAGACAAAGCGCCUGCUAUCCGUUCAUCCCUUUGAUUUUGAUCUGGACUCAGAAUAUUCCGCUCAAUCUCGCCGUCAGUCUAUGCAACUUUCUCCAGCUGCAAUCAACCAGGAUGGCCUCCAGUCAUAUCCAGAUUUCCCAGACGGUAGGGAGGACACGUCCCAGAAGGAAUCGCUGAUAGCAGAAGCAGACCUUGCUUCGAUGUUCCAUCACAUCCUGCAGGAGCAGGGACAGCACCUGGCCCCUCCAGAGCAGGAGUUCAGCACUGAAGUCCGGCUUACAGUGAACUCACGCAGGAAGAGCCUGGAAAGAAAUCCUAACUUUGGCAGCCUCUGGAAUAGGCAAUACCCACCCCAUUACUCUGCAGAUAUGGACACCUCCGAUGAGGAUGUGAAGGGAGCUCACAAGUUACCCCAUCACAUAAAACGCAGAAACAGAGCCUCAUCUCAAGAGAGCAUAAAUCACUCUGGAAAUCAGAUAUUAGAACUCAACAAACGCAUGUCGGCAGUUGAACGCAUGUUGAACCGCUUGGAAGAAAAGGUCCUGGUGCCCUCAGAAGAGUCUCCAGGCCAGGAGCCCCCUAAUGAUCCUGAUGUGGAAGAAGAGGAAUUGAAAAAGAAGCUGGAAGAGUUGGCCAGCAACAUCAGUGACAAAGGCAUUUCUUCGGAGGAAGAGGAGGGGAAGGAGGAAGCAGCAAAACCAGAAAUGAGUUCUUCCAGUGAUGACUUGCCCAGUGAGGCUCAGCAGAGGUCAUCGGCUAAGGUUUUGUGCGACAUCACAGCCAAGGUGUUGAGAGCCAUAAAUGCCACAGAGAAAGCUGUGCACGAAUCGUUGAGUGGAGACGACCAGUGUGAUGUUGCCUCCCCCUUCCUCAGAGGGCAGCCUUCCGGUCUGAAAGAUGGGAAAGAGGCAACUGAAGCCUAUCAAAAACUUGAAGAAAAUGUUUACAUGACUGCUGGGAAGACAUAUGGGCUGGAGAAAAUGCUGAAGGACAUAGAGGAACGUGCCCGUCACAGUGGGACCACGGAUUCUGAACUGUCUGAGCUGGAGGACAAAGUGGCGUCAGCAGCUGCGCAGGUGCAGCAUGCAGAGAGCGAGGUGUCGGAUAUAGAGACUCGGAUUGCAGCACUGAGUGCAGCUGGAAUGACUGUUAAGCCAAUGGAAAAAGCAAAGAAGAAGUCAAGUAUGCCAGUGUUGACUCUUCAUUCUCCCAGGCAUGGAAAUAGUCAAGAGGAUCAAAAUAUGAACUCCCCAUUUAUAACAUCACCAAAUGAUGUCAAAGUAAUGUCCAUGCCACAGGUGUUACAGAAGAAAUUUAACGGCUCUUUUGAAACUGCAGGUGAUGAAUCUUUUGAUAGACAGUCCUUGUACCGGGGCUCUUUGACACAAAGAAACCCCAAUGGGAGGAGCAGAAGAGCAGAGCGCAUCUUUGCGAAGCCAGUGAUGACCCAUCGACCCUGAGAAAGGCAGAUGCUCCCUACCCUGAUGUUUUACUAAUGCUGCAAGACCUCAGCUCAGAGCUUCACCUUUAUUUCCCUUAAUGCUUGCUUUUCCUUCUACUGCUUCCUUACCUGCAAUGCCAGAUGAAGGGAAGGAGCACUCCUGCACAAUGGGGAAUCCUGUUCAGUUGUGUUUACAGAGCUCAGAGUUUCAGCCUCACUGCAAGACAAUGUGGGUCCAAUUCUGAGUAAGACACCAACUGAUUAUUAACUGGCAAGUCUUCUGGGCUACAGAAGAUGGCAAAGCAGGCCCAAGAAGUACACCAUGUGCCCCACUAUGUCCCUUUUAAAAAGUUUUGAUAGCUGUGACCCACAAACAUUUGUUUGAAUGUUUGGCUUAAAGAAACUUUGUCAAGGCUGGUAAAUGUGGGCCAAGUAUGUGCCUGAUGCAUGCUUGAUGGCUUCACAGAAGCAAAUAAUUUGUCAGAGUGAGUUUUCACUGUAAUGUUGCUUUUCUAUUGAGAUGGUUCAAUGAAUGGAACCGUAUGCAUUAAAGUGUUUUGCAGUGGAUUUAAGCUGCAUAGUUCCCAUUGUCUUCAAUGGGAAUCACAUGGCUAAAAAGUUGCUUUGCAAAUGUCCAGCAUAUUUGCAAAAGUCACGCAAUCCAUGUUCUAUCCAUGUUUUCCCUGUGGGUAUGUACUGUGCAGUGACAGAGACAGGAGUUGAUUGUGUAUGAAGUGUGUCUUGACUUACCAGUGCAAUCUUUCGCUGAAUAUGACCACUUGAGGCCCAGCUAUAAAAUACAGACUGCAGGAAAGUUUAUGACUUCUGGCAACUUGCCAAACCAGCAGGAUGGAAAAAGGGGUGAUGCAGAGGUAAAGAAUACAUUCAGUGACUAUUAAUUCUGUUAGCCAGGUACGUGAGUUACGUGCUCAACUAUGAUGCACCAUGAAAUAAAUAGGUUAGCAGUGGCAACACUGUUGGCUCAGGGCUUAGAAUGAGAGAGAAGUGGUCCUAGACCUGGAUUUGGUGCUGGGUCCCUUUGGACAAGUCAUCUUCUCUGUGCUUGAUUUCCCCCACUAGUGAAAUACGUGAUUUAUCAUGCUGACUUAACCUGGUAAAGUGCUUCAGUAUGUAAAUAUAAAGCAUUAUUAUCAACACUAAAUAAAAAGGCCCCAUAGAGGGAUUAUGAAGCUUUUUUUCCUCACUAGGAAAGCAGAGACAAGUAUUUUUGCCUAAAGAAGUGACCACUGAAGCUCUCGUUUCGCUCAAGUCCCAUUAAAAUCCAUGGUAUUGAAGCACUUUGCUUAAGGAGACUUCUCAAAAUUAGGGUCCAAGUUAAUUGCCAGGCAAGUACAGACCCUUAGGUAGUCUCUGUUGGAUCUGACAUCUUUUGGAAAGAGUAACUGUCACAAAACAGUUUAGCCUAGCUAAAUGCCAGGCAAAAUGGCAGGCAGUGCCAUAGCCUCCUUACCCCUCCAUCUGGAACAUGAAAUUCCUUGCUGUCUUUGAGUUUGAUUUGCCUUCAACCAAUAAUGUCAUUGGUCUCAAGUGCUUGUACAGCACCCUUUCCCCUAACCUAUAGGUGCAAUUUGCUCUUACUAUCUUGUUACUUCCAAGAGAGAUUUGUCAAAAGAUUUCUCUCAACAUUUUCUAACCGGAUCUUUUGGUGCAGUCUUACCCUUGUGAGGAGGAAGUUCUGGUUGGAUGAACUAGUCUUUCCAUCCACAACAUAAAAUCUAGGUAAUGUCACCUGAAGAUGAAGCAAAAGCAGUAGAGGCCAAACCCACUGAUGUAAGAAGAGAAUUCUCCCACAGCAGCUCAAACAGGAGGGCUUGAGGCCAUCCCAGUACUUUAAAAUAAAAUAAUUAAAGAAAGAGCAUGUGAAUCCUCAGAUUAGUCUCACAUUAUUGUAUGAGAGUUUGGUUGUGAUUUGGGAGUCCCUAAACAUAUAUAAAUGUUCCAUGGUCACCUCGGAAGGUGAUUAUGUAAAGAGCAGAAAACAGUAGGAAGUGUUCUUCUUUUUGUAAAAAAAUUCUGCAAUUUUAAAAUAUUUUUGGUCCAAAACGUAACAAAAUUAAAAAUGAAAUUUCUGUAAACUGAAAUUCUGAAAAAUACUUAUUUCCGGUCAAUUAUUUCAUUAAAAAUAAAUAGUUUUGUUUUGAUUUUGCCCUUUAAAACUUGUUUAAAAAUGUCUUUCUUUAAAGUAAACAGAUGGUUUUUAUUUCAAAAUGUCUAUUUGAAAGAAAACAGCUAAAUGUUCCACUCUAAAAGUGUAAAAAAUAAGAAACUUUGAUAUUAUCAAAACACUUCAUUUGGGGGAGUAGAGAAGAGAGAAAACAAAGCUAUGUCAAAAUGGGCAUAUUUUCUAAUGCAUUUUAAUUUUGCCAAAAAUGGCACUUUUCAAUAAGUGGAAAGAAUCUCUUAGGAAGAUAUCUUUUAUUGGAUCAACUGUGUAGUUAGGAUGGAGUUAGACAAGCUUUUGAAUGCCACACAAUCUUCAUCAGGUCUGACCAGAGCAAGCCAGGCACAGCAUAGUAAAGAACAGUUGUGGCCACUUGUUUUGGUCCAGCAUAUUUAUAUUCCUGGGCAUGGUAGCUGAAAUGACUUCAAAUUACUUUGUACCUCCUAUGCAUCAUUGUAUUACAAUUCACAUAGAUGACAUGUCUGAUCUCAAGUUCCCAUUUAAAGUCCAUAGUAGUCAAUUCCAUUGUUACUAAUACAGCUUAAGCUAAGAGAUGAUUUCUCAAAAAGAUGGUCUCUGACAAAGCUAUUGUUCCAUUUGAUCAGUAUUGGCCACUUAAAAUUUUUACACCUAGAUGCAUAGAAACUAACUUUAAGUCAGCUGUACCAUUGCAACUUCCUGCAAUAAAAUUAAAUUGCCUAUUGCAUAUAUUUCACAAGUGAGCUGCCUUUAGGCAUUAACAUAGUGGUCCAGAACCUCAUGUGGUAUAAGGUAGCUCCACUGAAGUCAUAAAGUGAUGUAGAUUUAUACCAGCUAAGGAUCUAGCCACACUGUAGUACUACCUUGAGUACAAAUGUACCCUUUGCAAUACCUGUUUUCACCCUUAGUCCAGUACCAGUCUAUCAGAAUCCUAACCCCAUGGAGAAGUCCUCAUGACAAACCUUAGAAAUGUAAAAUAAGGCAUUGUUUAGACUGUAGUUACCCAAGCAUUUUAACUUUCAUCCUCUUCUGUUUCUAUAUAAAUAUAUGGCCUAAAUCAUUCAAUAAAACUGAUUUUGUGUUGAGAUUCAAACAUCCAUUUUGCACAGCAUCUGAUUUUCUUCCUCUCAGUUCACUUUCCUCGCUUUAACCAGUCAAUGUAAAUGCAUCCAAUGAAAAAACUGAAAAGUAUAGGAAAUGAAGCUGUGUCUGAAGAUGUGGUAGGAUAGGGAAAUAAAACAGCAAGUUUGUUCCCCUAGCAUUGAUCAUGAAUGUAUUUAGGAGCAGGAGAGCAGGGAAAGAAAGGAAUAAGUUUGUUCCCUUUGCGUUGAUCAUAAGCUUUUCCAGGAGCAGUACAAUAAAUGUGUUCAGUUAUACACAAUGCUGUACAGUCCCAUUUAGGAUGUAUCGUGUUACCUAUGUUCUUGCAUAUUGUAUCAUUGCAUCUCAGACCCCAGGCACUUACCAUAACAUGAGAGCAUUAGCACUUGUGAUCACUUGAUAAAACUAAAUAGAAUGAAGAAAAUAGUUUCUAAAAUACAAAAAAAAUGUAACAGGGACAAAUGUUUUUAUUUUAAUGACCACACGUCUCUAAGGACCCAAGUAAUCUCAUUUGGAUGCCGUGAUCUAGUUAGGGAUUAGCAGAACAGGCAGGUUUAGUCAUAAAUUCUGUUGUCUAAACUGAUUAUCUGUUCAAAAUGGCAAGUUGUUAAGUCAAUACAGAAAUAUAUUAAAGGAUUUCUUCAUACAGAA